Molecule: messenger RNA, 3715 nt
Organism: Ahaetulla prasina
Lineage: Eukaryota; Metazoa; Chordata; Lepidosauria; Squamata; Colubridae
Gene: PTDSS2
Product: phosphatidylserine synthase 2
Exons: 13
Coding region: 176-1867 (563 amino acids)
Biological process (GO): phosphatidylserine biosynthetic process
Molecular function (GO): L-serine-phosphatidylethanolamine phosphatidyltransferase activity
Source: RefSeq, a predicted model, not a curated record
CCGCCCCUCAACCUCGUCCCACGCAGGGUCACGAGCGAGUGCUGAAAAGGCGCUGGAACAAGAGCUGCUUGUGUUGGUUCUUCUGGGCUUCGCAUGGGGCGGGCGGAGGGAUCGGCAGGGCGCGCGCCGAGCAUCGCUUAAGCCUCGCGAGUCGCGAGUCGCGGUCGCUCUCGGGAUGAGGCGCGGGGAGCGGCGGGGUCACGGAGGCGCCUCCGGCAAAGCGGCACUGGAGGAAGGGCAGCCGCCGCCGCCGCCGCCGCCCCCCCCGAACGGCGCUUCUCUGCCGGUUGGAGAGGGGCCGCGCGGGGACUCGCCACCAGUGGCAGCAGCUACAUCGGCGGCAGCGCCAAACGCCGCUGUCGUCACUCAUGGCGACCGGCGCAGCACUGAGUCCGAAGUGUACGACGACGGGACCAACACCUUCUUCUGGCAAGCUCACACGUUAACAGUCCUGUUUAUCCUUACUUGCACCCUGGGCUAUGUGACCUUGCUUGAAGAAACGCCACAGGACACAACCUAUAACACAAAGAGAGGUAUUGUAGCCAGCAUUUUAGUUUUUUUGUGUUUUGGAGUCACUCAAGCAAAAGAUGGUCCAUUUUCAAGACCCCAUCCAGCUUACUGGAGGUUUUGGCUAUGCGUCAGUGUUGUCUAUGAGCUUUUUCUCAUCUUCAUACUUUUUCAGACUGUACAUGAUGGAAGACAGUUUAUGAAAUUUAUUGAUCCUAAUUUAGGAGUCCCUUUGCCAGAAAGAGACUAUGGUGGAAAUUGCCUUAUAUAUGACCCCAAUAAUGGAACAGAUGCCUUUCACAAUAUUUGGGUAAGAUGCAUCACUUUCCUGGGCCAGGAGCAGAAGCCAACCGCCCUCCACCUGGGUCGUCUGGAGAACGGAGCCAUGCACCCUCAUGAAAAUGCGAUAAUGGUGGUUUUCAGCCGGUUCCAAGCAGCACCCAAAACGCUUCCGCCGCCCACCUGCCAGUGUGCAGCGACUGAAAAUGCGAUGCUCAUUUUUGGCAAACUCUGCUUCCUGGAACCGCCAGAAAACACACUAAUGAUUCGGGAUUGGUGGAUGUGCAUGAUUAUCAGUGUAAUGUUUGAGUUUCUGGAGUACAGUCUAGAACAUCAGCUUCCAAAUUUCAGUGAAUGUUGGUGGGAUCAUUGGAUUAUGGAUGUAAUCUUAUGCAAUGGACUUGGCAUUUACUGCGGAAUGAAGACAUUGGGGUGGCUUUCUUUGAAAACAUAUAAAUGGCAAGGACUUUGGAAUAUUCACACAUAUAAAGGUAAAAUGAAGAGAAUUGCCUUUCAAUUCACACCAUACAGUUGGGUUAAAUUUGAGUGGAAGCCAGCAUCCAGCCUUCGCAGAUGGCUAGCAGUGUGUGGUAUUAUUUUUAUUUUUUUAUUGGCAGAGUUGAACACAUUUUACUUGAAAUUUGUCCUAUGGAUGCCUCCAGAACACUACUUGGUCCUGCUGCGACUUGUCUUUUAUGUGAAUGUGGGAGGAGUAGCCAUGAGAGAGAUCUAUGAUUUCAUGGAUGAUCCGAAAUUCCAUAAGAAGUUGGGUCAGCAAGCUUGGCUGGUUGCUGCUAUCACAGCUACAGAGUUCCUUAUAGUGGUAAAAUAUGAUCCAUACACUUUAACACUGUCACUCCCUUUCUACAUUACUCAAUGUUGGAUCCUUGGAAUGAUGCUUGUGCUUGCGUGGACAGUUUGGCGCUUUUUCAUUCAUGACAUCACCUUACGGUAUAAAGAGAUAAGAAGGCAAAAGCAAGAACAUAAAUUUGGAAAGGAUAAGUAUUUAAGCAAUGGUGAUGGACAAUCUGUACUGGUAAAUGAAUACCUGAAGAAUAAACUAAGAGAGAAAAAACUUUGAUCCUGAGUAAUCGGUGAAGGGCUAAGAGGGUUGAUUUUCUUGAUUUGCAAGUUUAACCCUCCCUCAUUUUGUAAUUUUCAAUGUUUUCUCAUGUGUGAGAAUCCUUUUGGAAAAGAUGCCACUUAAUCUCUUUUGAGGAAAGUGUUUACAACUAACUGUAGAAGUAGUGCUCCUUCCACAGGGGAACCUCAAACCAAGCGUGGUAAAUGUGGGUGCCACCUCACAAAGAGGAGGAUUGGGGAGGCUUUAACCGAUACAAAGGCCUGCCUCCCCAUUCUGGAAAACUGUUACCAUUUGGGUCAUCAUGAACAUGUUUUAUGAAAUAAAUCGGUGCACUGUGAAAAGCAGUUUGAUGUUUUCUGCUGAAACUAGUUUAAGCUAUAGUGAUAAUGUUUAUGUUCUUAUGAUUCAUUUAACAAUACAAAAAAGAGGAAUGCAACUGAAGUAUGAGAACAAACUGCAAAAUUUGCACAGUACGCUACUGCAGCCAGCCUUUGAAAGUCCUGAAUUUAGCUGCCUGGAUCUCAAAGCAAAGGUGCUUUACUUUGAACAACUGGCUAGUACAUUACACUCUCAAAUACCUCUUUGUCGACUGUCUCUUUAGGAAAGGCAUCUUUUUAGAAAGGAUGCUGAUUAGCCAAAUAGUGAAAAUGAAGGCAAAAGCAGGUAGAAAUGUGUCCUAGUCUUAGUCAUAUGAAUCAAAGUGAAUCUUAGUUUUAUUCCUCUGCAAAUGAGAUACUUACUGUUCUUGCCAGGACUAUGUUUGGGUGUUGCUCCUCUGUCGAAUAAACCAAAAUAUAUGACAUGGAUGUUCAGAAUCAUUUUUUUAAACUUCUAGAAUAGGGAUGGGCCUAAGUGUCCUUUCAGAUAUUAUCAAAUAGUUCUCAUCAAUCCAGCUAGCAUGGCUACCUGUGCUGGAUGAUGGGAGUUGCCCAUCUCUGUUGUAGAAAUUAAGGCAGGAAGAUUAUGGGCAAGUGGUAUGAGCAUAAUCAGCCACUAAAUGCUGAUAGAAGUAUAUUAUCAUCUCUCAAGCCUCUAGACCAAGAGCAGCAGCUGUCUUGCUUGUCACAUUCUCUCAAAAUAAUGUUUGUUUUAUGAACAUCUUGAAUUGUUUUCAUAUUUUUAAAACAGCUAGGUCAAUUUAACUUACAGGUAACACUGAUUUUUAUCUUAACACUAUAAUUGAAUCUCAAAUAAUUAGACUUGGGGGAAUUUAUUUUGAAAUGUUUUAUUCUUUGGACAUGCAUAUAAGCUAAAAUGCUGUAUUUUUACUUGCCUCUUCUCCCUGUACGAUCUCAAAGUGCCGCUACUUAAAGCACAGUGCAUAGAUCUUGGCUCCCUUUUAUGAUAAUACUUGAACUGCAAAAUAAGACUGUCCUUGCCUUGUUUCCAGGAUACCACUAAUAUUCUCCUCUUAAACAAAGGACGCUUUCAGGAAAAGAAAAAAAAAUCCAUAUAAAUGAAUGUUGAAAAGUUCACCAGAAGCCACAGGUUGAAAUUCUUCAUUGAAUAUCUAGUACAUUUCAAUUUAAGAUUUACAUAGUCUCUAUCUGUUUUGUACUAGUAGAUUCUGCCCCUCUUUGUAAUUUUGUAUUGUAAAGUCUUUCAUGUAAUUCUGGUGGUAACAAGUGCAAUGGGGAAAAACUUGAAAUAAUUUUGUUUUGUUUUUUGUUGAGGAAGUAAUUGUGUAAAAACUGAAGUAUGUGAAAAAUGCUACUUUUGUUUUCAAAAUUGAAGUUGACUUACUCUCAAACCAUUACUUUCAUACUGAUCUUUAUGUUCAUGAAACAGUCUUAAAAUUAUAGUAUGGCAAAUUGAACAAAUGUAAUAAAAGAGUAUUUGCUGGUA